AUGAGCAAUGCAUCUGAAAACACGAAAAAUUACUAUCUUCUGUAUGCGGAGCCAUUUUUAGACAACCCGUCAAUCUGUGAUAUAGCAAAUCGUAAUUUUCUCAAUAAAGAGUUCGCCAUUUCAACAUUUGGCUACGAUUCGUAUUCGAAUUAUGCAAACAAUUUGAAUUGCUCAAUCGUUUUGGAAGGAUUAGCCGUGAAUUCACAGGCGGUGCUCGAGCUUUUCGACUUGAGAAUGGAAAGUGGAGCCGAUUUUCUUCAAAUAAACGAUUUGAAUGUAAAAAUAUCUUCUCUUGAUGGAAAUGACCGAUAUUAUGCAUAUCCGCUAGAGCAAAAAAGCGCUGCUUUAGAAAUUUCCUCUGAUCAAUUGGGAUCCAGAGUUGGAGUAAAUGCGAAAAUGCAUAUUUUGGCACCACCACAAACGACUUUCAUUGAUCUGUGCAUGACUUCACUCGCUCACGUUUUGAUGCCUCAAAAUACAGCUUUUUGGCAAUAUCAAAUCACCUCAUGCAAAGGCCGGGUAUCACUAGUGAUUCUUGACCCAUUCGCCGGACUAUAUGAAGUUUAUGAUGGUGAAUUUGAUAAAGGGCCAAGACUUUCAACGAAUCAAGGAUCGGUUAUUGUUUCUUCGGGUCGAAUGCUAUCUUUGCGACUUUCUCUAAUGCAACCACAAGCAAAUCCUGUUUAUGAAUUUGUUGCCAGUGAUUCGUUCACAGAUCAAGAGGGGAACAUUUGCGGUGGAGUCAUUCAUUAUAUGUUCUCGGAUUCCACCUACAAUACGUUUAACCUUUCAAGUGUUGAAGGAUGUGUGUUAUACGUUGAUAAAAUCACAGCUCAUAUUCAAACCACAGCCGCUGUUCCCGUUUUCCCUGGAUGCACUCUAGAUAAAGAUAAACUGAUUCCAAGCUCAAAAGAUGUACCUUUAAACCUUUAUGUCGGAUGGAUGGCUGCUCCAUUCACCAUUCUUAUACCCGCAAAUUUCUCUGAUGAAGAACAGCUAUUACUAAACUUUGAGCAAGAAAUCUGGCUAUCCGACAGCGAUUCAGCUCUAGUUGCUUCAUCAGAUUAUCUGCAAGUCGAUGAUCAAAACAUGUUUAAAGGCGGCAUUGUGGCCUCGAUUUUCUAUAAAGGAACUCAACAGCAAGUGUUAUUCUUUGAGUUACUUCAAGCUCUCGGUGAUGGACAAUUGGUUUUUGGGAAUGAGAGUCGAAAAUAUUCGGGACAUGAUGGGAUUUUCUCGAGAUUGAUUGAAAAUGGAACACAAAUUGUGUACAAUUCGACGUUAACAGGGAAAGGGAGGCUUAUUGCAAGAUAUGCGGAUAUGCGUGUAAAGUGGUUACAGUGGAUUUUGCUUGCCUGUUUCUUUGGGCACUCCAUCAGCGCCUCGUUGAGAAGAGGCCGACUUGAACCAAUGAAAAAUUUGCCGCCGGCUGAUGCAGUGGACGUGAUUUUGACGCACGUGCAACCGGGCGGCUCGUCAACAAAUUCGAUGUUGAGCGACAGUGGCGCUGGACGAGGCUCGAUUCUACCAGAUCAACGUCUUUUCGGUGCUUUCUCUCCAGUCGGCCUCAACUAUGAGACGAGCGGCGACCUUGUCCAGGUUUCCACGUAUCGAGCGUGCGACAAUCGCCGCAAAGGACCCGACUACACUUUGAGGGGACAUAUUGCUGUACUCUUCUUUGACGAUGUUCAACCAUUCUUGGCUGGUUGUGUAGCCGUCGAUAACCAGGCACGAUUUGCCGAGAAUUCGGGAGCUUUGGCUUUAGUGGUUGGACCAGCGUCGAGCAUUUUGAACAAUGCCAAAGCGUUAUCGAUGCGAGCCGCUCGAAUUCCGGUUGUGGUUUUGGAUGAGACGGAGACCCAACGACUCCAGAAAGAGCUCGCUGAGACACAAAAAAAAGGUUUGGUGGCUCGUUUGUCCCUGCAAUUUGUUGAGGCAAAACCAUCGUACACUUUGAGAGUACAGGUCUUUCGAGUAACUCCGUUGAAUCUCUGCCUUCUUGGACUUCUUGCUCUUCUCGUUUUGUUCAUUUCGAUUAUGGUUUUUGUGAAAAUACGUUGCAAACCGAAUGCACAUCGUGAUUUGUGGAUGAGAGCUCUCGCUAGGAAUGCUCUACACAAAAUGGAGAUUCGGAAAUACACAAAGAGCUCUGGCAACUCCAAACCAAAUCGUUUCACCAGAUUGUCAAGACCGAAUUAUCUGCCGGUUUUCGGAUCUCUCACCUCUGUUGCACAUACAGUAGCUGGACAGGAAAGAUGCGCUAUUUGUCUAGAAGAUUAUCGAGAAGGAUCUGAUCUUCGAGUGCUCUUUUGUGGUCACGAGUUUCAUCCAAAAUGCGUUGAUCCAUGGCUACUUUCUCAUAGACGAUGUCCUUUAUGUCAAUAUGAUGUGGUUUACAAAGAGUAUCCGCACACUGAUGACACGAAGGGAAGUUCGGAUCGAGAUACGCCAACAGUGCCUCUUCUUCGGCCAUCUUCUCCAUAUCCAUAUCUGGUGGAGAUGCAGAGAAAUGAGACAACAGCGUUGCCUCGAAGCACUCAACAGGGAUCUCCUCCAUCAAAUGAUCCUUUUGUGCCGGCAAUUCUCUCGAUCGCUCCCGGCAGAGUUUCGAGAAGAUCCGGCCCAACAAGAACAAGAUCUGUGCCUCGACGGAGACCACUUCGAAGUCGUGACACUGUUCUUCGGACGACCGUUGGCCCACUUGGGCAUGUCUCUGGAUACUCAUCUGAUGUCUCUUCCUAUCCGGAUUUUGAGGCCCUAUCUCCAAGAAUCAUUUUA
Messenger RNA from Mesorhabditis belari, 2778 nucleotides. Lineage: Eukaryota; Metazoa; Nematoda; Chromadorea; Rhabditida; Rhabditidae. The record is from the annotation of a GenBank genome assembly.